This is a messenger RNA of Ylistrum balloti, 1341 nucleotides long. Its product is annotated as homoserine dehydrogenase-like. The transcript has a single exon. The record is from RefSeq and is a predicted model, not a curated record. Bases 1 to 1341 code for a protein of 446 amino acids. NCBI's taxonomy places the organism in Eukaryota, Metazoa, Mollusca, Bivalvia, Pectinida, Pectinidae. Gene Ontology annotation, molecular function: homoserine dehydrogenase activity; NADP binding. Gene Ontology annotation, biological process: L-threonine biosynthetic process.
AUGUUACCAUUAUGUAUUGGAAUUUUAGGAUACGGGGAGGUAGGCAGCUCUCUUGCACGCUACUUAUUGCAUAAUAAAGCUGUACUUGCAGAGCGAACAAACUGCAUUAUAGACAUAAAGAAAAUAUAUUCCCGUACUACGAAAAAAAUUAUCGAUUCUGGCGUCCCUGCUUCACUUAUCGCAGAUUCCUGGCAGGCUGUAGUAAACGAUAGUAGUAUAUCAUGCAUUGUCGAGCUUAUGGGUGGCACAGACACAGCAUUGGAAUGCAUUAGCACCUCUCUUAGGUUGGGGAAGAAUGUUGUUACAGCAAAUAAAGCAGUGCUUGCAGAGCAUGGUGCAAGUAUAUGGAAUAUUGCACGGAAACACAGUGCAUGUAUAGGCUUUGAGGCUAGCUGUGGUGGUGGAGUUCCUAUCAUCCGUGCUAUUACCGAUGGUCUUAUUGCCAAUAAAAUUACAUCCAUCAUUGCUGUAUUAAAUGGUAGCUGCAAUUUUAUCCUCUCUGAAAUGGAUCAAAAAAACAUUCCAUUUGACACAGCACUCGAUACCGCAACUCAACUUGGUAUGGUAGAAGCCGAUCCAGCACUAGAUAUUGAGGGGAAAGACGCAGCACAUAAAAUUGCUAUUAUGUGUAGCUUAGCGUAUAAUAGCCGAAUUGAUUUUAGCACUCUACAACAAAAAGGGAUUAGUGAAGUAGAAAACAUAGACAUGCAGCUAGGUAAAAAACUUGGGUACCGUAUAAAACUUAUUGCAGCUGGUAUAGAUCUAGGAAACGAACUGUGCAUUUGGGUGCACCCUGCCUUCCUUCCACACACCCAUCCUCUCGCCUCUAUUGACGGACCAUAUAAUGCAAUUAGUGUGCAUGGAAGCAUGGUAGGAAACACACUAUAUUCGGGUAGAGGUGCGGGAGGAAGGGCCACUGCUAGUGCGAUAGUCGCAGAUCUCAUAUCAAUAGCUAAUGGAAGUACAAAACAAAAUUUUAACAGCACAGUGCAGUGGGCAGAUCUUAAUACAUAUUCAAGGCAGGGGGAUAUGAAGCAAUUUACAUGUGCUGUGUACCUUCGUCUCUUUGUAGAAGACGAGCUAGGCGUACUCGCAAAAAUCGCCGCUAUUCUUGCUGAUAACAACAUAAGCAUUGCUCGUGUGCUGCAAGAAGAUUCCCCUCACAGUAGUAGUACUGAUGGAAAUGCGCAUUACGGUAACUCGGGCUACGCUACCCUUAUCGUUAUUACACACCUUACACAAUGGGGCAACAUUGAAAGAUCUAAGCAGGGAAUAGAAGCGCUCACUCAAGUUCAAUCACCUAUUGCCAUGUAUCCUAUCAUAGAACAGAUACAAGAUUAG